Lentinula edodes (shiitake mushroom) is the source of this 837-nucleotide messenger RNA. RefSeq names its product alpha/beta-hydrolase. Lineage: Eukaryota; Fungi; Basidiomycota; Agaricomycetes; Agaricales; Omphalotaceae. The record is from RefSeq and is a predicted model, not a curated record. The transcript has 5 exons. The coding region runs from base 1 to 837 and encodes 278 amino acids.
AUGCCAUUCAUCAAAGUCUCAACUUCCACAGGGAAUACUCGGUUUCACUACACAAUCAGCACUCCAGCUUGUGCUGAAGCAGAAGCAAUCAACCCUGGACUUCCCGUUAUUUUGUUCUUCCAUGCCUUUGCUUUCCACACAAUAUUCCAUUCUCAAUUCUCGGACCCGAUUCUGCGAAAGUUCAACUUGGUUACUUUUGACAUGAGAUGGCAUGGCUACACAGAAAGUGAUACAAUUCCUGAGAGAUAUGGUCAAGCGGAGGCAGCAGAGGACAUAAUAGCAUUCAUAACUGCACUGCAACUUCCCCCUUGUCAUUUUGUAGCCCUUGACAUGGGAAGCACAAUUGCACUUCAAAUAGCAGUGAUGCUGCCUGAACAAGUUUUAUCAUUGUUUAUCAUGUCCCACAUCUGUCUGGAAGAAAUACCGGAGGUUCAAGAGGGAAGAACAGAAUUAUAUGACCUGUACAUCACUGGAGCAUAUCUUGAUGUGGCCUUGGGUUAUAGUCAAUAUACAUUCAGCAACAAGACAUCAAAUAUUGUCCAAGCGUUAUGGGACUUGAGCUUUCCCAUAAAUGUAAAAAAUUGGUCCCCUGAACAUUUACGGGAAUAUCGCUUGAUCUCUUAUGACUUUUUUUGUACCCGGAAACCACAGCCACGGGAAGCACUUUCGCGGAUCACCUGCCCAGUCAAGCUUGUUCAUGGGGGAAACAGCGUUGUUUAUGACCAAAGCUAUACCGAAAGGUUCAUGAAAUCUCUUCAAGAUGAAGGAGUAAAUGUCUCUAUGGAGACAAUUCCUAAUGCUCCUCAUUAUCUAUGUUUUGAUCAUGGGAAUGUGUGA